AUGGCCGCUGUUUACUGUGACAACCUGAGCUCCGUGUACCACCACCAGAGCGUCCAGAGCGCGGCGCAGAGACCCUCGGGGUACGGGCCUCACGCACUUGGGGACUACACGUCCACCCCCAACCCGUACUUGUGGCUCAAUGGUCCGGCCGUGAACUCCUCUUCUGCCGCGUACCUGCAUCACAGCAGCAGCCCGGGGGCCUUCAUCCCCCCCGGGUACGGCUCCCAGCGGCAGUUCCUCUCCAGCUCGGCCGGGUUCGGAGGCUCAGAUCUCGGAUGGUUGUCUAUCGCGAGUCAGGAGGAGCUGCUGAAGCUGGUGCGUCCUCCGUACUCCUACUCCGCUCUGAUCGCUAUGGCCAUCCAGAACGCUCACGACAAGAAGCUGACCCUGAGCCAGAUCUACCAGUACGUGGCGGAUAACUUCCCUUUUUAUAAGAAGAGCAAAGCAGGAUGGCAGAACUCCAUCCGCCACAACCUGUCUCUGAACGACUGCUUCAAGAAGGUGCCGCGGGACGAGGACGACCCAGGGAAAGGAAACUACUGGACGCUGGACCCAAACUGUGAGAAAAUGUUUGACAAUGGAAACUUCAGGAGAAAAAGAAAGCGGCGCUCGGACCCCAGCUCCUCUUUGAGCACCUCCAAAGUACAGGACGUCCCGGAGCGGCCUGGAGCCUCCAGCCUCAAGGCCCCCGACAGCCCCCCCUCUCUGCUGGGACAGUCCUCUCCGGAGCUGGAGGACCAAAACCACAAGGAGCACGUCCCAAACUCACCGUGUUUUAACAACUUCUACAGCGCCAUGUCCGGCCUGGGCUCCCCCAGACCACAGGGGGCCAUGGGACUGGUCAAUGAACUUACCAAUCGGAACAUAACGGCGUAUCAGUCCACCCCGGCGGCGCAGCAGCAGCAGGACGGGCCUGCAGCCUCAGAGCUGGCAGACUCCAGUCUCACCUUUAACAGAGGAGUUUACUACAACACGCUCAGCAGCGCCGCACAGACCUCACAGCGUGCAUCAGGCGUGCGUCAGGCGUGCGUCAGGCGUGCGUCAGGCGUGCGUCAGGCGUGCGUCAGGCGUGCGUCAGGCGUGCGUCAGGCGUGCGUCAGCCGUGCGUCAGGCGUGCGUCAGGCGUGCGUCAGGCGUGCGUCAGGCGUGCGUCAGGCGUGCGUCAGGCGUGCGUCAGCCGUGCGUCAGCCGUGCGUCAGCCGUGCGUCAGGCGUGCGUCAGGCGUGCGUCAGGCGUGCGUCAGGCGUGCGUCAGGCGUGCGUCAGGCGUGCGUCAGGCGUGCGUCAGGGCGUGCGUCAGGCGUGCGUCAGGCGUGCGUCAGGCGUGCGUCAGGCGUGCGUCAGGCGUGCGUCAGGCGUGCGUGCGUGCGUCAGCCGUGCAUCAGGCGUGCGUCAGGCGUGCGUCAGGCGUGCGUCAGGCGUGCGUCAGGCGUGCGUCAGGCGUGCGUCAGGCGUGCGUCAGGCGUGCGUCAGGCGUGCGUCAGGCGUGCGUCAGGCGUGCGUCAGGCGUGCGUCAGGCGUGCGUCAGGCGUGCGUCAGCCGUGCGUCAGGCGUGCGUCAAGCGUGCGUCAGGCGUGCGGCGUGCGUCAGGCGUGCGUCAGGCGUGCGUCAGGCGUGCGUCAGGUGCGUGCGUCAGGCGUGCGUCAGGCGUGCGUCAGGCGUGCGUCAGGCGUGCGUCAGGCGUGCGUCAGGCGUGCGUCAGGCGUCAGGCGUGCGUCAGGCGUGCGUCAGCGGCGUGCGUCAGCGUGCGUCAGGCGUGCAUCAGGCGUGCGUCAGGCGUGCGUCAGGCGUGCGUCAGGCGUGCGUCAGGCGUGCGUCAGGCGUGCGUCAGGCGUGCGUGCAUCAGGCGUGCGUCAGCCGUGCAUCAGGCGUGCGUCAGGCGUGCGUCAGGCGUGCAUCAGGCGUGCGUCAGGCGUGCGUCAGGCGUGCGUCAGGCGUGCGUCAGGCGUGCGUCAGGCGUGCGUUAGGCGUGCGUCAGGCGUGCGUCAGGCGUGCGUCAGGCGUGCGUCAGGCGUGCGUCAGGCGCCCAGCACAUGUCUGGCUCUCGUGGUGGUGGGGGGGGGGGGGGGGGGGGGUGUCUGGUUUGAUGCUGGAGGCUCAAUUAAGUGGUAGUGUGACCCCCAGUGUGAGGCGGGUGGGGCGGGUGAGGCGGGUGAGGCGGGUGAGGCGGAGGCAGGGUCAUCGCUGGGUUGAGGUGUUGUUCAUUAUUUUUCCGCCUGUCAGAUCCCAUGAGCGGCUGGAGCGGACGGGAGCGGCACGGCCCAGCAGCGAGGGCCCAGGACGCUACGUGUGUUUGGGCUACGUCAAACACACUCAGAGACCCGAGGAUUAUGGUCAACAAAGCAUGUCGCACACCUGUACCGCCGCAGCACAACGGGACAGCCCCACAGAGACGCACUUUUACAUUAUUAUGCCUCAUGUUCUUCCCAGUCUCGCAAACUCUCAGAGCCUGAAAUCCAACAGUGUGAGCUUCCUGCACGGACUGAACAUCAGCCGCUGGAAAGACUCCUCUGGUCACAGACUACAUUCCACAUCUCAACUGACCCCAGAGGAUCCAGAAACGAGCACCCAAGAGGCCGAAAACACCCUGGGACCCUCCAAUAACUCACCCACCCUCCAAGAACAGGAGAACGACACCGGGACAUCAGUGAGAAGGAGAGGUUCCAGAGUGAGCUUCCCCCAGGAGCUCUCCACACAGCCGCCCACUCGCGUGUCGUCACCGGAGCCCACUAUAAGCCCGCCCGGGCCGUCCCGGCAGGAAUCGCGCCCGCAGCGGGCGGACCGCUCCCCAGCUGGUUCUCCACUAGCCUCAGAGGCAGACCCUGACCUGGAGCAACCCUCGGGCUCGGACGAGGAGGAGGGGGGGCCAAACGUCUAUAAAAUAGAAAAACAUAAAGUGACCAACAGGAAAAGCCUAGACUGGUCCCUUAGAGUGACCAAGCCCGUCUUGAUCCUUGGUGACUCCAACGUCGCCAGGAUCAAAGAUCACACCUUUGCUUCCCUACAAAUAGAUAGCUUCCCCGGGGCCAAUCUUCUCCAUGCUGCAGAGCUUCUCAGCAAUACACCAAACCAGCCCCAGGUGGAGAGUGUGGUCCUUUCAUUUGGUCUAAAUAACAGACAACAAAAACAAAGUGAAACAUGCAUAAAACAAAUGCAGAGGCUAGUCAGGGAGGCAAAAAAGACUUUCCCACAUGCCAACAUUAGGGUGCCCCUAAUCCAAUCCUCCAAAGAGCUCCCCUUAAAGGAGAGGAGUGUGUUGGCGGUCCUCAACCACCACCUAGAGCGAAACAUGCCACACAUUAGGAGACUCCCAGAAGAGGACUUCAGAACCAGGACCGACAAUAUACACUGGACGGAGGAGACGGCCAAGAAAAUGUUACAACAUUGGGCCCGUGAGUUAAACUGGGACUCCCUCCAGUGA
Knipowitschia caucasica is the source of this 3420-nucleotide messenger RNA. NCBI's taxonomy places the organism in Eukaryota, Metazoa, Chordata, Actinopteri, Gobiiformes, Gobiidae. The record is from the annotation of a GenBank genome assembly.